Loa loa (African eye worm) is the source of this 821-nucleotide messenger RNA. RefSeq lists its product as hypothetical. Bases 45 to 590 code for a protein of 181 amino acids. The transcript has 6 exons. Gene Ontology annotation, biological process: sodium ion transport. The record is from RefSeq and is a predicted model, not a curated record. NCBI's taxonomy places the organism in Eukaryota, Metazoa, Nematoda, Chromadorea, Rhabditida, Onchocercidae.
UUUUAGAUUUUUUAUUUGCCGUUCGAUCAUUUCUAGUACUUGAAAUGGCUACUUUUCCGACUCAUUUACUUCAGUCUAUUGAAAAGUAUGGGACAGCAGCUAGCUCUGAUGAUUUUAAAGAUAUUUGCAAAAAACUGUGCCAGAAGUUGAUUGACGACGGUCCUUCAAAAUUGGAGGAAUCAAUUUGCAGUCAAGUUUAUUGGAAUGCAGCUGCUGGAGUGCUUGUAGAGGCAGCCAGACGUGGCCUAUCUGUGGCAGCACUUGAAGAAUUAUUGCCAAAAAACGAACUGUCGCAGGCUGUUAUUAAUGUCUUCAAGGAAAACGAACAAUCGAUUCGAAAAUGUAUGGCAACAAUUGGUUGGGAACCGCCGCGAGUUGUUGAUGUCUCUUGGAAGCUUUCCAAAACUUUGGAGACAGACAAAGGCAUGAAGGCAAUGACUGUUGCCGAAAUUCAUCUGGAUACAAUCCCGACUGGUUCAGCAGUUCUAGAGAGGAUCUCAUUUUGCUGCAAUUCUGAUGAUUUACAGAACAUUUUGUGGAAAUUGAAAGAAGCGCAAAAUGCAGUUUUGAAUAUGAAAAGUUAUAAAUGAGAUUUCAUUGUAAUGUUAAAAUGUGGUCUCCAGUAUAUAUCUCUAAGCAGUAUUGCUUAUGUAGACAGCCAGAACAUCAUAUUGAACAGUUAUGAUUUCUCCAUUCCUCACACGGACAUUUGUAUCUACCGAUCUUUUGUUACCAAAAUCAGAUUAAGAUCUCUUGUCAUUGAAUUUUCGUCAUCAAAAUCAGUUUAAAUAUUUUUCUUGUCGCCAAAAAUAGUAUAUUCC